This is a messenger RNA of Diabrotica virgifera virgifera (western corn rootworm), 1329 nucleotides long. Its product is annotated as odorant receptor 30a-like. Gene Ontology annotation, molecular function: olfactory receptor activity; odorant binding. The coding region runs from base 10 to 1155 and encodes 381 amino acids. Gene Ontology annotation, cellular component: plasma membrane. The transcript has 6 exons. Gene Ontology annotation, biological process: detection of chemical stimulus involved in sensory perception of smell; sensory perception of smell. The record is from RefSeq and is a predicted model, not a curated record. NCBI's taxonomy places the organism in Eukaryota, Metazoa, Arthropoda, Insecta, Coleoptera, Chrysomelidae.
UUGACGAUCAUGAAAAAGGGCGUAAAAAAUCCCGAUCAAAAUUUGUAUGAAAGGGAAUUCCGCAACGUCUUCAGAUUAUGGAGAUUUGUGGGGAUGCAUCCAUUAAAAGGGUAUGUUAAGCCCUUAAUCGUUUUUAACGCUAUAUUAACGUUUUACGUUACGGUCCUUAUAGCGCUUAAACUACUUUUAGGAAGAGAACUUGUUACCGUGGAAUCAGUAGGAGUUUUUACUCAGGUUUGGGUCAAGUUUUGUACCCUGACGCUUAAAAAAGACAAAAUUCUACAACUUUUUAAAGACAUGGAAGGAUUCUGGACAAUCGAUCCAGAAGGAAGCGAAAAUCAAAAACUCCUCAAAGGACUUCGGAAAAUGGAAAAGUCAUUCUUAAUCUACAUUUCCUGCAGUGUUUGCAUGUUUAUCUUUAAACCGCUGCUUGUCAAAGGCACAACUAUAUACUACUAUUAUCAAAUUGAGCAGAUUCCUUUCAUUGUUUCGUAUUUAAUAGAAUUUUACGUCACUUUAGUAACAAUGUGCAUGGUUAUUGGCGUAAACUUGUUUAUAAGUAUUACCAUAGUGAUAGGUGCAGGGCAGUUUAGUAACUUAAAUACCAGAAUACGUCAAUUGGAUUUGAACAAAACUCAGAAUAAUGAGAGAGGUCUCGAAAUGUGUAUAAAGGAGGUUAGAGAGAUGAUAGAUUAUCACAACCAUCUUAUUACGUAUGUGCGACACCUUGACGAAAUAUUUUCUUCACUCUUCGCAAUGUUAAUUUCCAUUAUCACAUCUUUGUUGUGCAUGAAUAUGUAUGUGCUGUCACAGCCCCAUAACACAGUUGUCGAUUUAAUCAGAUGCGGAACUAUGGUAAUGGCUUUCACUUCAGAAUUUUUAUUGUUAUACGGAGUACCGGCUCAAAAAUUAAUUGAUGAGGCACAAGAGAUCGCCAAUUCUGCUUUUUAUCAUUGUGAUUGGUAUUUGCCAAAUAUCAUAUCGAUUAGAAAGGCACUGAGUUUUAUGAUAUUUAGGAGCCAGAAGAUGGUGUGUCUGUCUGCACUGAGAUUUUUAGACAUAAACAGACAAACAAUUGUAGCGAUGAUCAAAACGGCUUAUUCCUUCUUUACAUUCCUACAAACUGUUGAGACAACUCCAGCGCUUGAGAGUUAAAUUGAAAUUACGUACUUUUGAAUUGGAUCACACAAAACCAGCUACACUAUCUAAAGUUAACAAUGAAAUUUUUAAUUGCACUCUUUAUUGAAACUCACCUUUAUUGAAAUUAGAUGAAAUUUUUAAAUCGAGUUUUUAGUUAAUAAACCUUUUAAUGGCUAAUAUAACUGAUAU